Caenorhabditis elegans is the source of this 1599-nucleotide messenger RNA. RefSeq names its product Cysteine proteinase. The transcript has 7 exons. The coding region runs from base 25 to 1584 and encodes 519 amino acids. The record is from RefSeq and is marked reviewed. NCBI's taxonomy places the organism in Eukaryota, Metazoa, Nematoda, Chromadorea, Rhabditida, Rhabditidae.
AAUCAAUACCGAUUUUCAACCGGCAUGAAGUUUCUUCAAUUUGCGCUGCUGUUUUUUAUCAUUUGCAUAACAACUACGGAUGCAUCAAAGAAGACUCAACGUGUCCUCAAGAAAGUUGGAAAACGAUUUUCGUUGAGUGAAUUCGGAGUAGUCCAACGUUUAGACUAUAUGUGGAGAACAGCGGAGACAGUGGAGGCUGCAAGAAAUCACUCGGCUGAACUAGUGGCUCGUCUCUUGCUCAGCCAAUCGUCAGCUGACAAUUUGAAGUUUCAAGAGAGUGCUGAUAUUUUGUACAGUCUGAUGGAUAAUAACUUCGAGGGCAAGAUUUGUGGUGGAGACGAGACAUUGAACUUUUAUCAAAUGAGUGACUACUGGAAAAGGCAAAGAAAAACCUACAGAAGAAACGAGAAAGAGAAUGUGACCUGGCGUGCCUACCCAAUCGAGGAUAACGCUUACAACAAGUUCAUGGUACGAUUCAAUUCGAAAUCUACGUGGGGAUACUCUGCAACCAUGAUUUAUGUUGUUCACAUGCGGCUUCUUGGUGAAAAGAAAUACAGUAACUACACACUUACCAAGAUUGAAGAAGUUGGCGCAUGUACAGAGUAUGGUGGAGUAAGCCUUGAAAAUACAAAUCUUUACGAACUAGAUCCAGAGAGAUUAGAGACAAGGGACAAGUUGCUCAAGCAUCUUCAGGAAUUGUUUUACACUGAGCAAAAAGUGUCAGAAAUCCCAUUUGAUUGGAUCUAUUCUUCCGCUUCAGAAAAAGAACUCAAAAUUGAAGUUUGUCACGGGACUGAGUUGAAGAAAAUGGCAAAGAAGGAUUUUAUUAAAUGGUGGGAAUGGUUCCAAAUGAUGUGCCGACCGGUGAAAGGAGAAAAUGAACACACAUUGGUACAAAUUACUGGUGGAGUUUACGAUCGACUUGUGUUCAGAGUGACCAUGUUGGUACAUGUUGGCACGGAAGAUAUUCAUCCGACGGAGGAAUUCAGUUUUAAGUUGCAAUUCAAAUAUGAUGUUCAUGGGGACAAAGAAUGGCUGAUCAAUAAAUUCGAGGUGAUGUGUCCAACAAUUGCAGUUCCAGAGGCUGACUUGAUGAAGAAGCACGCAUUAGUUUAUCGGGAGAUUAUUGGAUCGAGACUUCAACUGAUGGUUAACAAUCCAGAGUUGUGGUACAAUUUCGCCGAAGCUAUUGUAGCGCUGACAAGUCCUACAUAUGAGGUUGAAAAUUGCGCUGGAAAGGGAGAGGAGAUGGAAAAGGGGACGGAUAUGUACCAGCUCAAGCACACAUUCUGGAAGUUGAACAAGGAUACACACGGACGAAUGGAAGGAUACACCUUAGGGAAGAAGAAUGAUAUUUCAGAGACUGGAGAGAAGAUGUGGGCACGUAUAAGAAUCAUUUGGACACCUGGAAAUGACAAACUUGUGUAUGAUUCGAGAUGGACGUUUUAUUUGGAAUGGAAUAGUGAUUUGCAAGCAUUUACCAUCUAUAAAAUGAUUCUUCAGUGCCCAACAGUUGCAAGAAUAGGUGAAAUAAAGUACUAUAGUUCUUUGAAUAAACCUACAACCAAUACAACCAGUCAAUAAAUGAUUUGAAAUUUU